Molecule: messenger RNA, 604 nt
Organism: Microtus ochrogaster (prairie vole)
Lineage: Eukaryota; Metazoa; Chordata; Mammalia; Rodentia; Cricetidae
Product: kelch-like protein 10
Exons: 2
Coding region: 90-521 (143 amino acids)
Molecular function (GO): protein binding
Source: RefSeq, a predicted model, not a curated record
ACAUAUGUGGUGGGUUUAAUGGAAACGAAUGCCUGUUUACAGCAGAAGUGUACAACACUGAGAGCAACCAGUGGACAGUCAUUGCACCCAUGAGGAGCAGGAGGAGCGGAAUAGGUGUAAUUGCUUACGGGGAACAUGUUUACGCAGUAGGUGGCUUUGAUGGAGCUAAUCGACUGAGGAGUGCAGAAGCCUACAGUCCAGUGGCUAAUACGUGGCGCACAAUCCCCACUAUGUUUAAUCCUCGUAGCAAUUUUGGUAUUGAGGUAGUGGACGACCUCUUGUUUGUGGUGGGUGGCUUUAAUGGCUUUACCACCACCUUUAAUGUUGAGUGCUAUGAUGAAAAGACCGAUGAGUGGUAUGACGCUCAUGACAUGAGCAUAUACCGCAGUGCUCUGAGCUGCUGCGUGGUGCCAGGGCUAGCCAAUGUUGGGGAGUAUGCAGCUAGACGGGACAACUUCACAGGAUUAGCACUGCGAGAUGAAGUAAAGUAUUCCGCUUCGACAAGUACCCUACCUGUAUGAGCCUCUUCAUUUAGCUAAUAAAAAGUCUAAGCAAUAAGAAUUAAUUCUUUUUUUAAAUAAAUGCAGUGUUUAAACUUGUAAGA